GGGGCUCGUACGAAGGUUCGGUGCUAUGGUGUAUGCGGCAAGCCUGGUCAUAAUGCCCGCACUUGCCAGGAGGUUGCAGAAGCAUCUGAUUCAGCCGUUUCUGAUGUGAUUGUAGUUGGUUUGGAGAGUGGGUCAUUCGCUUGUCUGGGUCACUCGCUUAUCAUAUACGUCAUUAUCUAA
Molecule: messenger RNA, 180 nt
Organism: Chaetomium strumarium
Lineage: Eukaryota; Fungi; Ascomycota; Sordariomycetes; Sordariales; Chaetomiaceae
Exons: 2
Source: RefSeq, a predicted model, not a curated record